AUGGCAGCGACUGCAGGCCCCAUCUACACCACCUCCAACGGUCGUCCAGUCACCUUUGCCACUGCCUCCCAGACAGUCGGCCCCCAUGGACCCAUCCUACUGCAAGACUUCCACCUCAUUGACCUCCUCGCACACUUCGAUAGAGAACGUAUUCCCGAGCGUGUAGUCCACGCGAAAGGUGCAGGUGCAUUCGGGGAAUUUGUGGUCACUCAUGACAUUACCGAUCUGACGUCUGCCGAUCUAUUCAGUCACGUAGGCAAGAAGACGAACGUCGCUGUCCGCAUUUCCACGGUUGGUGGUGAGAAAGGCUCCUCGGACUCGGCGCGUGAUCCUCGAGGCUUCGCAAUCAAAUUCUACACAGAAGAGGGCAACUGGGACUUAGUCGGCAACCACACUCCCAUCUUCUUCAUCCGCGACGGCGUCAAAUUCCCCACCUUUAUCCAUACCCAGAAGCGGAACCCUCGCAACAAUCUGAAAGAUGCGACCAUGUUUUGGGACUUCUUGUCCAGCAACCAAGAGUCCGCUCACCAGGUGGUUCAGCUGUUCAGCGAUCGGGGUACACCUCGGACGUUCCGGAAUUGCGAUACCUUCUCGGGCCACACCUUCAAAUUCACCACGAACGACGGCACGUUCAAGUACGUCAAGUUCCACGUCAAAUCGGGCCAAGGCCAUGCCGACAUGACGAACGAAGAGGCAGUGGCACUCAGCGCUAGCAAUCCCGACUAUUCCACAGAGGACCUAUUCGACGCCAUCGAACGGGGCGAGUUCCCGACAUGGACACUAUAUGUCCAAGUGCUGGAUCCCAAGGACGCCGAAAAGUUCAGGUGGAACAUCCUUGACGUUACAAAGGUCUGGCCUCAUUCGGAAGUCCCUCUCCGCCCUGUCGGCAAGAUGACCUUGAACCGCAACCCAGAGAACUUCUUCGCCGAAGUUGAACAGCUGGCAUUCUCCCCGGCGCAUCUGGUCCCCGGGAUUGAACCCUCGGCCGACCCAAUGCUCCAAGCGCGCCUGUUCUCCUACUCGGACAGUCACCGCCACCGGCUGGGCGUGAACUACCAACAAAUCCCGGUGAAUCGCCCUCUGCAUGCCUACGCUCCGUUCCAGCGUGAUGGCCCCAUGGCGGUCGCGUACAAGAACUACGGCGCCAACCCGAACUACCCCUCCCCUCUGAAGCCCAACACCUAUUUACCCGUGGAUCGGCCCAUUGACGCCGCCCAUGAAACCUGGAUCUGCCAAGCUGUCCACAACCUGCAGCCCGUCACGGACGAGGACUUUGUGCAACCAAACAUGCUGUGGGAAGUACUGGGCAGGACGGAGGGCCAGCAGGAGCACUUGGUGCACAACAUCAGUGUGCACCUCUUCGCAGCCGUCAAGGAGGUGCGGGAGCGCACGUACGGCAUGUUCGACCGCGUGAACAAGAAUCUUGGUGCGAGGGUGCGCAGCGAGACGGAGAGAGUGAGGGCGGAGAAGGGGUUGAGUCCAGAAGAGUAA
Cladophialophora yegresii CBS 114405 is the source of this 1491-nucleotide messenger RNA. RefSeq names its product catalase. Gene Ontology annotation, cellular component: cytoplasm; peroxisome; mitochondrion. The coding region runs from base 1 to 1491 and encodes 496 amino acids. Lineage: Eukaryota; Fungi; Ascomycota; Eurotiomycetes; Chaetothyriales; Herpotrichiellaceae. The transcript is spliced from 3 exons. Gene Ontology annotation, biological process: response to hydrogen peroxide; hydrogen peroxide catabolic process. The record is from RefSeq and is a predicted model, not a curated record. Gene Ontology annotation, molecular function: catalase activity; heme binding.